Molecule: messenger RNA, 2344 nt
Organism: Lutra lutra (Eurasian river otter)
Lineage: Eukaryota; Metazoa; Chordata; Mammalia; Carnivora; Mustelidae
Exons: 5
Coding region: 303-926 (207 amino acids)
Source: RefSeq, a predicted model, not a curated record
AGCAGGGGGUGCAGAAUGCGCGUUUGUGUUCCCCUAAAAGUCAGGUUGACUCUCCAGCCCCAGUGGGAUGACACUGGGGGCUCUUUGGGGGUGACUAGUAGGGUGGAGCCCUACCGACGGCUGAGUGCCCUCAUAAGAAGAAACCCAAGAAAGCUCGUUUCCUCUCUUGCAUGCCUGCACCGGGGAAGGCCGUAGGAGCAGGUCCUCCCCAGAACCCAGCCACGUUGGUACCCUGGUCUCGGACUUCCUGGUGUCCAGAACUGUGAGAAGGCCCCCAGUGCUGUGAGGAGGGAGCUGGACAUAUGAGAAGCCUGUUGCCCCAGAGUCAGAAAGACCUGGCCCCAGAGCAGGACGUGCCUGGGCACUUACCUGUCCAGGUGUGCUACCUCAGAAGCACUCCAUGCCUGGUUGACAGCUCUGUGAUCAUUCCCGGCUGUAACUGGACAUGUCUCUUGAGUGGUCUGCAAGCUCUGUCCAAGGGGCUGGUAACCAGGUCAGGUUCAUGGCUGCAUCCCAGAGGCUGCCCACAGUGGGGCUGCGGACAUGUUUGCAGGAACCAUUGGCUGAGCACCUGCUCCGUGCCAGCCACUGUCACAGAUGCCGGGAAAACAGACAAAUGCUGCCCCCUCUCCUGCAAGCUGCAUCCUUGCGAGAGAGCAGACAGACGCCUAUUUUCCAGAUGGGCACAGCGAGGGAACCCGAGGUCUGCCUGGUUUGCUGCUGGGAAGGAACGAGCAUCCUGGCCCCAGGGUGGGGCCUUUGGGAAGGAAGGUGCCAAGACUGCUCUGCGGGCAGGGCGGGACCUGCGCCCAUCUGUGGGAACCAUCACCCGGAUCUGGAGAAGAAACCGAUACUGCCCUGGGCACCCACAGCCAAUUAGUCAAGGAGGAGGAGGCUGUUGCAAGGGCCCCGAUUUUGAAAUUUGACUGCGAUAACCACCUUGUUGAACUCAAUUCACCCACAGCCGGGGAUCCGCCUUCUGUGGAACCCAGAGCCUCCCUCCCUACAGGGGACCCUCUUGCCCUGGCGGGGUCCUGGCCCACUUCAUAGCCACCAAGGCCUCCCUCAUCUGUGGCAUGGGGGCGAGGCUCUGCUGGGAAAGUCAUGAGUUGAAUUGUACCUCCAUCCCCAAAUUCAUACACUGAUGUCCUAACCCCCAAGACCCCAGGAUGGAGCCUUUGCGGAGGAGAUGGUGUUGGUGAGCUCGCAUGUGUGAGCGUGAAACCAUGAUGACUGGCAUCCUCAGAAGAAGGGAAGUGUGGACGCAGAUAUGCAGGGAGAAUGCCGUGUGGACAUGGGGACAGCGGUCUGUCCACUAGCCAAGGAGAGGAGCAGGUGCUUCCUCAAGGCCCUCAGAAUGAGCCAGCGGGGCCGCUCCUUGAUCUUGGACUUCCGGCCUCCAGACGGUGGAACAGUAAACAGUGGGCGUUGUGGCCACCCAGUCUGUCAUGUUUGUUACAGCAGCAAACUCAUACAGGGAGGUGGUUCCCAUCAUUUAGAUCGCUGUACAGGAAGGGCCGCAGCGAAGUCUGGCAGGCGUCGGCCUCCAAAGAAGUGUGGGCGAUUACACUAAACAACAAAGCCACUGCCAAGACCCAGGGCUCAGCAGCUGGGGAAGCAGCCCGCACGGUUUGCCUCUGAGCCCUGGGGGGGACGGGCCAGGGAGCACAGUGCAGCCCAGUGGUCAAGAGCAGGGACAGUGGCCACUGGGAGGCACCAGGUAGGAUUGGAGCUCAGCACAAGACUUGGGCUCUAGAAACAUUUCUGAAAUUCACCAGCUCCGUUCAGGAAAGUGGCUGCCUCAGUGACCUCCAUACUUUUAUGCUUCCAACCAAACUUCUUUAAGCCCCGGGCAGCCGGGUGUAGCAGGGGUCAUGGGACUGGCUGGGGGAGGAGGUCAGAGGAGUGUUGAGGGAGAGGUGACACUCCAGGCAGAGGGGGGAGCAGGCAACAGGGAAGGGCAUUCCUGGCAAAGGGAAUGGCUUAUGCAAGGUCUCCAGGUGCAAGGGGAUGGGAGCAGCUGGGGCAGGAGAGAGGUAGGGCCGGCGUGAGAAGUGACACCUGGGUCAUGACAAAGAUCCAGUGGGCGUGAAGGACUUUCUCUGAGGGCAGCGGGAGCCAUGGACAAGCUCUGAGCAAGAGAGGGGCAGAUCUGAUUCAGAUUUGGAAAGCUCCCUCUGUCAGUGGUGUAGACAGUGUUCUUCAGUGGGAACCAAUGUCAGCCAUAAGUCACUUUAAAGUCUCUGGUAGUCUUGUGUUAUGAAAACGAAAGAGAGGGGCACCUGGGUGGCUCCGUGGGUUAAGCCUCUGCCUUCAGCUCAGGUCAUGAUCUCAGGGUCCUGGG